CAUCAGGCAGUAGGAUAUGACUGCAUCAAAAGACCAAAGGUACGGUAUCCAUUUUGUCAAGAUAAGAAUGAAGCCCGGAGAGGACACACAAUGUGUCUCGGCGGUAUACAUCAGCAUCUGAUGAAUGAUACAGUUCGAUCUGCGAUCACGAAAAUGCACGAGGAAAUCAGAACGGCAGUGAAUCCACCAGCGGCAAAUAUGAUAAAAAUGGAACACAACAAACUUCUGCAAAACGAAGCACAGAUCUGGGCGGAGCGCUGUAAAAUGACUCACGAUCGGGAGGAUCUACGAUUCCUUGCAGACAGGUUCAAUGUUGGUCAAAAUAUUGCUGUAACUGGACCAGUGUUGAACUGGACGGAAGUCUUCGAACGGUGGGAAAGUGAGAAAACAAUGUUCACAUAUAACGGUUCCAACAGCGUAUCAACUGUGGGGAACUAUACCCAGAUGAUUUGGGCAGAAACAUUCUUAUUCGGAUGUGGUGUCAGCAAAUGUGGAACAAAUUACUUUUAUGUGUGUAACUAUGCUCCUGGUAUGAACGUGACUGAGCUAUCUACUCCCUAUAUAUCAUCCGGAAGCUGGUGCGAUUCUUGUAAGACUCACUGUGAUAAUGUGACUUCUAAACAAUGUGGUAAGCUAAAAUUUAUUUUUUAA
Mercenaria mercenaria is the source of this 651-nucleotide messenger RNA. Its product is annotated as cysteine-rich secretory protein 2-like. The transcript is spliced from 7 exons. NCBI's taxonomy places the organism in Eukaryota, Metazoa, Mollusca, Bivalvia, Venerida, Veneridae. The record is from RefSeq and is a predicted model, not a curated record. The coding region runs from base 91 to 651 and encodes 186 amino acids.